UCUGGCGCCGUUCACGGAGUGGUCCGAACGGGGUCAUCUGCUUCUCCUCUGUGAAGUGUGGCCAGACAGGACUUGAAAUGUCACUUCUAAAAACACCGAUGGUAAAAUGGCUUAAAAAAGAGGGUUUUCCAGGCUUAACCUACCGAUACUUCUACAAAGAUACCUUUAAUAGCCCAUCAUCAACUGUUGAAAGAACCAAGCGAUCAGCAAAAAAUAAAACUGAAUCAGUAUCAGUAGGUGCUUUGCAACAUUUAAGCAAUGCUCUUAUAUUAGGUGCUACACUUUUUGGAAUAGCUCUGUUUAUUAUUGCGUUAGCAGGAUUUUAUCUAUACCUUAAAAGAAGACAAGUUUUAAAAUUUUUCAAUACUGUUCUGAAAGAUGGAAAAUCCUCUCCCAAGUCUAAAUCUACUGAUGCCCAAGGUUAUGCCCCUAUUUCUGUUUCACAGAAUUUUCAUUUUGUACAAUCAAAGGACUCAAAAAAGAAACAGACAGCAAUGGCAGCAGAUGUAGAAGCCCAUGCCAAAGAUCAUGGUGCUGUGAAAGAAAUAUAUGAUAGCUCUGAUACAGAAGGAAGUUCAAAAAAGUCGCACAGAGGUUUGAGUGUAAGAUCCAGAGCAUAUGUGUUUCCAUCUCGGUCCAGUGGAAGUGUACAAUCUUUCUAUGAUGAUAUUUGUGAUAUUUGCUCAGCGCAAUUUUCUUUAUCAGAUGAAUUUACUGUAGAAAAACCAUGUUCAAAUCUGCCCAGCACUACUACCAAACCAAAAGAAACUGUUUCUGUUGCAUGUCAAACAAACCAUUCUUUGAAAGAUGAUCAAAACUAUAAUAUUAAUACCGAUAUGUCACCACAGCUCAAGAAACCAACUAUUUCAAGAUCAAAAUCUGAAAAUGAUAUCGUAAAGGCUUCCUCCAGUAAUACAUCACGUCCAGUAGAAUUAUUGACUCAUGUUUCUGAAGUACAAAAUCCAUGAUCCGUAUGUUUAUAUCACAUUGAAAAAUUCGAAUUAACCUUAAAUGCUGAUGAUUAUAUUUUUUUCAUAAAACAACAAAGUUCUUAACUGAAUACAGUCACAUUAAGAAUAGCACACAAAGUUCGGUGAUGGAGUCUUGUUCCAGCUUUAUAGGAAGUUCUCCAUUCUUGAUGCUCCAUUUUAAGAUUAUGGUACCUCUGGUAUUUUUAAUCUGGGAUAUUUUGACCACAAAAUGUUUUGUAGACUCACAACAGUCAUGCAACAACAUAGCAUCCAUAAAACUUGUAGAAUGUAUUAUAAAUGGACUAAGAAUUAUACUGUUAGAAGACCUAUCCGGGAUUUAUUACAUCAAGACAUGCCCUCUCUGCAGGUUGUUCAAAUGAUUUCAAACUCCUCAAAGCAUUCAUGCAUUCAAUGUAGGUUCCUGUAGGGAUUUUGCACAUUCAGUUACAUUUAUGCUCGCUUUUAUGUGUGCAAGGAUGCUGAGGCUUUUUGGGAGUGUUAUUGUGAUAAAACUGACUAAUUCCUAAUCAGAACUAGAAAUUACCCAAAUUGUUCAAACCCAUCUGGGUGAAUUCAUGAUAUGAAUCAAUGGCAUUCGAGAUUUUGUUCCUGUGGAUCAUUGGCUCUUGUGGUAGCAUCAAGAGUGAAACCUGGCAUCAAUAAACAACGUUUUAUUAAUAAAUAUUGUAUUGUGGCCUAAGAGAACAUAGGUUUUGAUAAUUUUUACUGUCACAAUGAAAAACUAUUUAUUUAUUUUAUUUUUGAAUUUGUAUACCGCCCUUCUCCCUGAGGACUCAGGGCGGUGAACAGCCAAGUAAAAACAUCAAAUACAAAUAUUAAAAUACAGUUAAAAUAUACAUAUAUAAAUUUGGCCCCAUUAAUUAAAAACAAUAAACAAAACACUUAAAAACACUUAAAAAAUUAGGUGGAAAUUAGGUGGAAAAAUUGUGAUAUUAUUCAUGGGAUUGAGACAGUCUUGCCAUUAUAUACUUUUUCAUCAAAAACAAAUAUUUCAUUUGUGAUACAGUGUCAUGCAGUUUGGUUGUAUUGACCUAGUUGCAAAGUUCACUAGCAUAUAGUGAAAUUAUUAAAUAAAGUAGAAAAUUUUUCUUCUUUUAAAAGGGAAAUUGAAGUUCCAACUUGCUGGGGAAUUCAAGUCUUUGCAUAGCUUGACAAUGGAUGUAUGGUAAGGCAUUGAUCUGAAAAGAUAAUUCUGGAAUCUACGUAUGUGUAAUACGACAAAAUCAUAACAGCCAUUUUCACAAUGGAUUAGGAAGCCUUAUAAAUAAAGCCCCAAAAUGAUU
This is a messenger RNA of Pantherophis guttatus, 2275 nucleotides long. Lineage: Eukaryota; Metazoa; Chordata; Lepidosauria; Squamata; Colubridae. The record is from RefSeq and is a predicted model, not a curated record.